AUGAACGUGUUUCCGGUGACUUCGACAGUGCUGAUGAUGAUAGCAGUAAGCAGUGCAUAUGUCACAGGCAACGGAUACAAAAUCCUUACCAAACAUUCGUCGCAAUACUUUGGUAAUGGAGCAAACUCGAUCGAUUCCUAUCAACCGCUGGGUGUUGGCGCGGGAUACAGUGAAGCUGGUCUAGUCGGUUACAAAUCAUACCAGGAUGGAGGUUAUCCGGAAAUUGGUUAUGACUACAGCGAUCACUACGCUUACCCGAAGUACAAGUACGACUAUGGUGUGCAAGACGCACACACCGGUGACCACAAGAGCCAGUGGGAGAUUCGGGAUGGAGAUGUCGUCAAGGGUGGCUACACGCUGUACGAUGCCGACGGUACGAAGCGUGUGGUUGAGUAUAGCGCAGACAAGCACAAGGGAUUCAACGCCGUAGUUAAAAAGAUUGGCCAUGCGAGCCACCCGCAGGUGUACAAGACGGAGCACGGCAUUUCCGGCGGUGGCUAUGACGAAGCGGAAGGUUACAGCUACAGCAACAUCAACCAACAUCUGUAAAAAGC
This is a messenger RNA of Anopheles maculipalpis, 554 nucleotides long. RefSeq names its product cuticle protein 7-like. Bases 1 to 549 code for a protein of 182 amino acids. The transcript has 2 exons. Gene Ontology annotation, cellular component: extracellular matrix. The record is from RefSeq and is a predicted model, not a curated record. NCBI's taxonomy places the organism in Eukaryota, Metazoa, Arthropoda, Insecta, Diptera, Culicidae.